Mytilinidion resinicola is the source of this 1077-nucleotide messenger RNA. RefSeq lists its product as uncharacterized. The transcript has a single exon. Bases 1 to 1077 code for a protein of 358 amino acids. Lineage: Eukaryota; Fungi; Ascomycota; Dothideomycetes; Mytilinidiales; Mytilinidiaceae. The record is from RefSeq and is a predicted model, not a curated record.
AUGUACUCAGCUUCCGUUCUCUCUGGCCUCCUAAUAUUCACCCCUCUCUACCUCACCUCCUUCAUCCCCCCAACCCUCGCAACCCCCCUCCCCCCAUCCAACCAUGACCCUUCUCCCUACCCCGUCUCCCUCCUCCACCAAUUCCCCCCGGGCGUCUGGGCCGAAAACCUCGCCACCACCUCCACCAACUCCCUCCUCAUUACCAUCAUGAGCACCCCCGACCUCCUUCUCUACGACCCCGCCGCCCCAUCUCUCCCUCCUACCCUCCUCCAUUCCUUCGCGGACAACGGGCCCUACGCCUCCCUCCUCGGCAUCGCAGCAACCAGCGCCAACUCCUUCGCCGUCGUCGCAGGCAACUACUCCCUAACCAGCGCCGGCGCUAUCCCCGGCACCUUUGCCAUCUUCACCAUCACGCUCCCGCCCACCGGUUCCCUACAAACUCCCCAGGUCAAGCUCCUCGCCCCCCUCCCGGACGCGCAGUUCAUCAACGGGCUGGUCUACCAUGCCUACCCCUCCCCCGCCGUGCUAGCCGCGGACUCGACCCUUGGCACUAUCACGCGGAUCGAGCUCGCUACGGGUGCUGUGUCGACGCUUCUCGAGGUGGAGGCGUUCAAACCGUGCGGCGACUCCAAGGAAGGGCUGAACGGGUUCCACAUCCACGCCCCGACAUCGACGCUGUAUUUCACGAACUCGGCGUGUCGCACGUUCGGGAAGGUGCCGGUGCGGAGGGAUGGGAGUCAGGCCGGGGAGGCGAGGGUCACUGUUACGUAUCCGGCGCCGUAUUUUUUCGAUGAUUUCGCGCUCGGGGGGGAUGGGACGGCGUGGGUGGCGGUGAGUAAUGGGAAUGGAAUUGCGAGGAUUGCGGAGGAUGGGGAGGUAGAGGUGGUGGCGGGGAGUGUUAAUUCAACGGAGGUGGCGGAACCGACGGCGUUGGUGUGGGGGCGGGAGGGGGAGGUGGGGAAGGGGGGAGAGAGGGUGUUGUACGUGACGACGGGAGGUGCGUUGGGGGAUCCGAUUAAUGGGACGGUGGUUGUGGGGGCGCAGGUUUUGAGGAUUGGGGUGGAGGGGGGGUGGUAG